CUCAAUUGAAACACGCUCAGUAUGUAAAUUGAGUUUCAGGAAAAGACAUAAAAAUCAUUAAAAAACACUUAAUUAAUCAUUGACAAAGCCAUCAUGCAUGUGCUUUGAUUCAAUUCUUCGUUGAUUUGGCUGCUAGUUUGUGGUAUUAGGGAAUCUAGGGUUCUGGUUAGGGAUCACGUAGGAAGAAGCAUGGUCGGAUUAGCGGAAAUGGGAAUUUUACAAAGCAAGAGUGAGCGGUCUCAUAGGGGGAGUCUGCUAGAUUAUUUCCAAGCUGGUUACUGAAGGAUUGAAGAGUCACUUGAAAACUGGUGGAUGAGCUCCAAUUGACUUUUCUUAAAGGGAGACAGAUUCUGGAUGCAGUAUUGUUGGCUAAUGAACUAGUUGAUUCUAGAGCUAAAUCAAAGAAACCAGGGAUUUUAUGCAAGUUGGAUAUUGAAAAGGCUUAUGAUCAUGUUCAUUGGGAGUACAUCUGUUAAAAGUCCUUAGACAUAUGGGCUUUGGAAUAAAUGGGUCAACUGGAUUAAAUUUUGCAUUUCUUAUGUGAAAUUCUCCAUUUUGAUCAAUGGUUGUCCCGAAGGUUUUUUUGAAAUCACAUAGAGAACUCAGGCAGGGAGACCCAAUGUCACCUUUCUUAUUCUUGUUAUGUAUGGAAAGUCUUAAUCAUAUGAUUAAAACAGCAAAGGCAAAUGGAUGGAUCAGGGGUUUUGGUUAACAAAUCAAUGAUAUGGGAGGCAUAGAAAUAUCUCACCUCUUAUAGGCUGAUGAUUCUCUUGUAUUUUGUGAAGCCGAAGUGGAUCAAAUCAGACAUCUUAGAGCAAUUCUAACUAUCUUUGAAGCAUUAUCAGGCCUCCCUGUUAGCUGUAGCAAGAAUUGCAGUUACCCAGUCAAUUAUGUUCAAAAUGUGCAGAUUUUGGCUUCCAACCUAGGGUGUUAAGUGGGUACCCUUCCUACAAAGUACCUGGGGUGCCUCUGGUAGUAGCUCAAAGCAACUCAAAUGAUAAAUGGAAUAGUGUAAUCGAGAGAGGUGAUUAAAAAACUAGCUGGGUGGAAAACUCAAUACUUAUCUCUCGGUGGAAGAGUGAUUCUCAUAAACUGUGUUGGAUGCUUUACCCACCUAUAUGAUGAUGAUUGUCUUUCAAAUGGUAGAAAAAGAUCGAAAGGUUGAGAAGAGAUUUCCUUUGGCAAGGAAACAGGGAUAAAAAAGGUGGCAAUCUGGUGAAAUGGCAAGCAGUGACUGUUAACAAGAAACAGGGUGGUUUGGGCAUAGAGAAGCUGAGUCUUGAUAACAGAAGCCUUCUUCAGAAAUGGCUUUGGAGAUUCAACACAAAUGAUAGAGCUCUCUGGAAAACACUCAUUGCACAGAAGUAUGGGAUGAUGAAUUGCUGGAUUGCUCGAGAGGUGGACAGUCCCUAUGUGUCUGGAAAGCUGUUAGAAAUCAGUGAUAGGACUUUUGGGGUAAGAUGGAGAUCUCUGUUGGUGAUGGUAGAAAGACUGCUUUCUGGGAAGAUCUUUGGAUUGGACAGAACAGCUUAAAGGCCACUUAUCCUGUUUUCUAUUCAAUAUAUCUCCAAAGAAAUGCUAGCAUUAGUCAAAUGUGGAAUCAUCAAUGGAGGAAUUUUAAUUUCAGAAGAGCACUUAAUGACUGGGAAAUUCAGAUUGUUGCUGCAAUGCUACAGUUGCUGGGAGCUUUCUGUGGGAUAAUUGACCAAGUAGACAGCCUGAGAUUGAAGAGGAAUAGCAAGGGCAUCUUUUCCAUUAAAUCUGUUUAUUGGCUCAUGAACUAGAUAAGCUCAAUUAAAGCAGAUUGGCCUUGGAAGGAAAUUUGGAGAAUAAAAAUUCCUGAAGGUUUUGUGUUUCGUAUGGCUGGUAAUAAGGAAAGGACACAAGACAAGUUACAAAGACUUCAUACACGGAGAAAGAAAGCAGACUACUAAAUCAACUAUUUCAACAUAUUGUCUGCGCUGGUCUCAUAGCCAUCUCUUUUGACAUAACCUUUCGGCGUCUUCCUUUAUGCUUCCUCAAAUAUGAAGAGGUCUUCGGAUUUUCUCAAAAUGUCUUUUAUGUGGACAGGAUGGUGAAAACAAUGAGCAUCUCUUUUUUACACUGCAAGAAACUUGGGGAUGAUAUUUGCAGAUAUGGCCUAUGCAUCAGACAAUGUGAACGAAAAGUCGAGUCACUUAAUAUGAAGCAAUCAAAUAUUGAACUUGAGAUGUCCAACUUGGGAGACAUGGUUGUGGCGAAGAUUGAAGGAAAGGCGGACAGUGCAGCUGCUGUUAUUCACAAACUGCUCAGAGCAUCACAAUCUGAACAACUGUAUCUCAAAUAUGCGCACGGCAUACUUGGCGUGGUUGCACUUCUAGGAGAGGUUCGGACCCAUAAGCUUAGCAGCAUGCUUUCAACAUGUCUUGGAGAAGAUCAGAUGCUUGUUGUGGUAUGCAAAUCCCAUGCAGCUGCCAGAGCUCUUGAAAAUUAUCAAAUGGAUGGAACUGUGAAUUGUGUCAGUGCUCUUGACAUAUUAGCAGCUAAGUUUGGAACUUCCAUCCAGGGUCGCUGUUCAAUUAUAUGCCUCGAGGAUAUAAGGCCAUAUAUGCGAGGAGUUGGAAGACAUCCCCAAAUAGAACUAGCUUUUCCACCCCCUAGUUUAUCAAACGGAAAAACUCCGCCAGGCUUUUUGGGUUUUGCGGUUAAUAUGAUAUUCCCUCCUGCUGAACAUUUCCAGAUUAGAACUGCUUCAGGUCAUGAUCUCCGGGAGACAUCAUUUUAUCGUCUGCUCGGUAAGCUUCAGGUCUACCAGUCUAGAGAGUACCUUUACAUGGCACGUUCCUGCAUAGAAGAUGGUGCUGUUUCCUUGGAUGGUGGAAUGAUAAGAGGAAAUGGAGUUGUAUCUAUUGGAUGUGAGGAACCAUACAUUCUAUUUCCAGUCAACUGUCUGGAAAGACGGUUGCCCCUCUCACCUGAGAACGUGGAAAGAUUGAAGAGAAUGGAAGACUUGAAGCUGGAACUGAAAAAGCUGGAACUGAAACAAACACAAGAUGAGAUACAGGAAGAGGUUAGGACUAUGGAAAAGUUCAAGAAGAAGUUGGUCAAAAAGCUCCAGUAUAAAAGGCAGAUAGAUGAUCAGUUGGUACCUUCUCCUGGAAUGGACAACUCUGACAUGGAUAUUGGUAGAGCUAGUGGUUGAUGCUGGUUUGAUUUCUCCUGAGGCUUGUACAUGUAAUUACCUAAAACAAAGCCUCUGUUUAUUUAUGCUAGAGAUUUAGCUUUUUCGGUGCAUAUUUUGUGAAAAACAGUGUUUACAUUGUACAAAGUAGAACCUCCAGCCGUCCAAGAAAAUGAAACAUCUCAUCACAGGAAUCAUUUAUUGAUCUUUGUUUGGAAAGGAAUUACAAGUUAAGCUGCUG
This is a messenger RNA of Capsicum annuum, 3401 nucleotides long. RefSeq names its product protein DEFECTIVE IN MERISTEM SILENCING 3. The transcript has 7 exons. NCBI's taxonomy places the organism in Eukaryota, Viridiplantae, Streptophyta, Magnoliopsida, Solanales, Solanaceae. The coding region runs from base 2072 to 3181 and encodes 369 amino acids. Gene Ontology annotation, molecular function: ATP binding; protein binding. The record is from RefSeq and is a predicted model, not a curated record. Gene Ontology annotation, biological process: chromosome organization. Gene Ontology annotation, cellular component: chromosome.